Molecule: messenger RNA, 410 nt
Organism: Lactuca virosa
Lineage: Eukaryota; Viridiplantae; Streptophyta; Magnoliopsida; Asterales; Asteraceae
Source: the annotation of a GenBank genome assembly
AUGUAUUACUGUGCUCCUGCGGGUGAUGCUUACUCAAAGGCGCUUGAUAUAAAUCAAAAGGGUCCUGUGGCUAUACGGAUGGCUAAAAGAGUGAUUAGCCAUGGUUUAGAAAUGGAGAUCGGGUCUGGUUUAUUGGAAGAAGAAUGCUAUGAAGAGAUAUUGGUCACGGAUGACAGGUACGAUGGGCAGAUGGUUGUGUUGCUUUAACAUGGAGUUGCAGAGAGAAGUUGGUCAUUUCAGUAACUAGGAUGGGAGGUGAUGAUGGCAGGAAAGUAAGUAGGGGUAAAUUGGUCAUUUCGGGAUCACCGAGUGUAUUAUUGGUUUUGUAACUUAGGAUUAGACUUUUAAAUUUUAUACAGUUGAUUCAAAUUCAAUUUUUUGUAAGUAUAUUUCUUACCCAUAAUAGCAAC